CGGAUUGCAAUCACUUGCUUAUGUUGACUUGUAGCUAUGGAGACUAUAACAAGGUAUACAGCUAAACGUGUAUCGAAAACUUCAAGCGAUAAUGAUAGGAAGGAGAUCAUAUCGUCGUAUGAAAGCGGCCUUAACGCAUCAGUAAUAAGCCACAUAUUGGACAUGAAUACAACUGCCGUGUACGGAAGCAUAAAAAGCCAUAAUAAAGCUAGACAAACCGAAGGAAAAAGACGCUCAUUAGAAAAAGAACAUAGAGAGUCUGCAGUGGUGCAAGACAUGUGGCAAAUUUGUCAAUUUUGCUUGAACCAAGACGAAGAGACGCUCGCUCCUAUAACAAACAUACUGGAUUCUUAUUUAACUCUCGAAAAUGUAGAAAGAACCACGGGUGUUUCUAUACAAUUGAAAGGCCGAUUCGUGUACGCUGUAUGCCCAGACUGCACAAAAAUAUUGCAAGAAUCAGUUCUUUUCCGUUUGUCUUGCAUAAGGAAUGAUGCUUAUUUGCAAGAACAUUUCCCACUGGUCAAACCUGCAACAGCCUCGAGCGAUGGGCAAGAUUUCAUAAAAGUUGACCAUAACUAUACGACGUUCGAAAACAUCGAAUCAUUAACCUCAGAACUAGACUCCCAGAUUGAUGGUCGAGCAAUAUUAAAAACAACGAACGCAAUCGAACAAGUGGUCGUAAAGGAAGCUUCCAGCCCAGCUAGUUUCAGCAAAGAAAUGAAGGAUAGUUUUAACUUCGUUGAUAUUACUGUACGAGACUCUGAUAGCCUACCAACAUUGCAUCAUCCAAUCAUGCCUGAACUAGCAAAUGUAGAAGAAGAGUUUUACUCCGCUAACUACAUCGAACCAGGUGAAGCGACAUGUUCCUCUAUUGAUGAACACGAAACAGACGAAAUUGACAACACAUCAAACAGCUCAAAUCUUGGGACCGUUCGGCGAAAGUUGAAGAAGCAGAAAGUUGGCGUCUAUAGAAAUGGGAUUAAUCUAUUCAAUAUUCCACGUGAAGAACAAAAGAUGCUUUGUAAUAUUUGUGGCAAAUUUAUCAAAAACCUCCCAAUCCAUAUGGUUACUCACACGCAGGAGGCCAACUAUGCAUGCCCACAUUGUCCCACAAGAAUGACGCAUUUGGCAAAUCUAACACGCCACAUUAAAGCCGUACACUUGAAGGUGAUAACAAAAUCAUGCGAAUUAUGCGGCAAAGGAUUGACCAGCAAAAGUAGCCUAUUAUCGCAUAUGCGUUCGCAGCAUGGCGUUGGGAAAUUAUAUGAAUGUAAAAUUUGCUCAAAAACCUAUGGCCAUCCGAGCGGUUUGAGGGAUCAUUGCAAACGCGCUCAUGGCUCGCAGCACCAUAUGUGUGCGACAUGUGGUAGAUGUUUUACCACACGGCCAUCGUUGAAAAUCCAUCAGGCGGUACAUUCAUCAGAUAAGCCUUUUGCCUGCAGAGAGUGUCCAAAAAGUUUCAAAAGUCGCUCCGCGAAUAAAACGCAUUUCAUGGCGGCUCAUAGCGGGACUCUUUUCAGAUGCACCAUUUGCGGCAAUUCGUAUCGUUACAAAUCGCUUCUCAACAUGCACCUCCGAAAAAUGCAUACCAGCAGCGAUGAUGAUAAAGAAUAAAAUGAACGCCGACC
This is a messenger RNA of Anopheles moucheti, 1628 nucleotides long. RefSeq names its product zinc finger protein 69 homolog. Gene Ontology annotation, biological process: regulation of transcription by RNA polymerase II. The record is from RefSeq and is a predicted model, not a curated record. The transcript is spliced from 4 exons. Gene Ontology annotation, cellular component: nucleus. Lineage: Eukaryota; Metazoa; Arthropoda; Insecta; Diptera; Culicidae. Bases 37 to 1614 code for a protein of 525 amino acids. Gene Ontology annotation, molecular function: RNA polymerase II transcription regulatory region sequence-specific DNA binding; DNA-binding transcription factor activity, RNA polymerase II-specific; zinc ion binding.